AUGUUUUCCGAUGGGCAUCUGUGGAUGUCUAUCUUAACGAAAACCCCUGGGAGUUGCUUUUCUAGAUUCCAGAGAAUCUCUUCAUGCCUCUGUUUACUCUACUGCACAAUGGAUGCCAAUGCUGUGUUUUAUUACUUGGGUAACGAACCCUCCCAAAAAAUCAGCCUGGGACCACUCCGAUUCUCAGCGCGACAAGCUCUUACAAGCCUUCGGAGUAUCCUUCUCACCUUGCCAACUCACAUCAUCAUUACGCUGUUUAGUAAGGCCUCAGCAAGUCCUCAGAAUCGAUUUUGGCGAUGCGUGCUUUUCUUGACGUGGGGUCUACUUGGCUUAGUGACUGCCACGUCGGCAGGUUUGACUGUGUCAUACAGUCUCAUGUGGGGAAGCGAAAAAAGUCAAGAGUGGAUGUCGUCAGUCUCUGUUUCCAUUUUUCAAGAUAUCUUUGUGUUGCAACCUCUUAAAUGCUUUUUCCUCGCUGUGCUGGCCUCGAUGUUGUCAAACUGCAGAGUCAGAAAGGUAUUUUGCAGUAAACAGUCCCCUGUGGAAUCUGCAGAUGACAAUCGAAGUUCAGCAUCCGCAAAGCCAAAUGAAUUGUCAGCAUCGAGGAAAAAAGGUGUGGCAAUGGCCAGGCGUCGGUUAAUAAUUAGACAGACUCUCUUUUACAUUUUCUUUCUUGUAGUUGUUGGUGUCCUUACGUACGGAAACAGAGAUUUUUCAAGAUAUCUGUUCGUCAAAACUUUGGAGGACCACACGGAAAGUUUUGAGGAGGUAAGGAAAUAAACGGAUAGAAAAGGAAAGAUCACAGUUUUUUAGUUGGGAUGACCCAGCUCAAACUUUACAAUUUUCCCUAUCUUAUAGAAAAAUACUAUGCAUACACAGAGCUUUUCAGUACAAGGUGGUCAUAAGCUUGAGUCCAGUUCAAUCACUCUUAAAGGCAAUUAAAAUUUUCCUCUGAAAUAUAUGAUUUUUGUUUAUUUUAUACAAUUCAUGCACCACCUAGAAACUCUUAGUUGGAUAAAAUGCUGCACUGCUUUUGCUUGUUUUCGACUUUAAAAUUGGGACUUAACUAAGGAUGGUCUCUAACGAUUCUCUUGGCAGGAAUAAGAAAUACCUUGAUCAGUUUAGAAGAAAAUAAUAUGCAUAGUAAUGAUUAUACAUUGACACAGUUUUGAAAUGUGCUCCCUUCCUAUGAGACGAAAACCAACAAAGGUCCCCAGUAUCAUUGCAUGUAGGUAAAGUAAUUAUUACUCACGGAAAAAUGAUAUCUAUUAUUUUGAGUUGGAAAACUCCUGUGUACUAUUUUUCUCUACUUAUUUUUGUAGUUGAAAGAUGAAACUUCAUUCUGGAACUGGAUAAAUGAGUCGCUGAUAACAUAUCUUUACUCGACAAAUCAAGAAAGCAGUGAGCUGGCAUCGACAGUGAUCGGAAUGGUCAGAAUGCGCCAGCUGAGAGUGAAAAAAGGUAGACCUAAUACACUUUUCUCAUUAUUAUUGCAUGAAUACAGUUUAACUCCUAACACUCAUUUUCUACUUAGUUCAAUGCCUUUCGGACAAAGUCACACAAUGGUGGCAACAGCCUUGCUUAGAGUCCUACUCUCGCAAAAAUGAAUACAGAGAGCCUCUUCGUUCUAAGAAAGGAACUUCGUCACUCCGGUUCAAUCAGUGUCCAAUUCCAUGGCUGCAUAAAACAGCAAGCGAACUCGACUCUUCUUCAAAAUGGGGCCGCCAUGCUUGGUAUGGUGGCGGUGGGUAUUUGGCUGAGCUGGGCUACGAAGAAGAAACUGCCCGUGCGAUAACAAAUCUUUUGCAAUCAGAAACUUGGGUCGAUCGUCAAACAAGUGCCAUCGUGUUGGAGUUUUUGCUUUUAAAUCCAGGGACAAACAUUUUGGCUGUCUCGUCUUUUUUUGUAGAAUUUCUCCAAACUGGCCAGGCAACGGUUAAAAGAAGCAUCGAUACCAUCUCGCUGUACACCACAGAAUCCUUCCUACAGAUUUUUCAAGGCAUAUGCUUUGUGUUCUUUAUAUCCAUGGUUAUUUUCAAAAUCGGCGAAACAAUAGCACAUGUAGUUAAAGGGCGGUGCCGAUACUUUUGCUCUUUUCGGUGUUUGCUUGAUUUUGGCCAUUUAGCGACAUCCAUUCUACUACUUGCAUCAAGUUUUAUGAAGUCUUACCUCACAAAGAUGAGUGUACUUAGGCUGGAUGAAAACAUAUUUGCUCAUAUAAACUUUGAAACGCCCCUCGUAUGGGUAGAAGUUGAAAACAGUCUUCUCGCCUUUCUCACUUUCGUAACAACCUUUAAGCUACUACAACUUACCUAUUUUAAUUUCUACACGCGGUUGUUCUCUAAUGCUCUUAGGAUCUGGAUGCACGACCUUCCCUCGUUUUGUAUGGUCUUAUCGAUCAUAUUUCUUGCUUUUCUGCACACGGGGAUUUUAGUUUUCGGUCCAUCCAUCGGCAGGUACGCGAGCUUUUGGCGGGCCUUUGCUUUCCAGCUGGAGAUAACUCUUGGCAAAGUAAAGGCUCGACCCAUAAAGGAACUCGCUGAAGGCAUCCCAAUUUUUGGACACCUUUUUGCGGUUUCACUUCUUUUUAGCAUUACCAUAGUUUUAAUGAAUUUUUUUGUCUCCACAUUAAAUGAUUCCCUCGCCGAAGCUAAGACUGCGGAAAUAGAUAGGGAAACUGAACAGGCGGUAACUGCUGGGCAGCCUGUGAAUACAAUUGUUGACAAGACUGACGGAGUUGACGUUUCAUCAGAGAAUAAGGAAAACGAGAGGAAAGGGGAGAAAAUGCGUGAAGGAGAGACAACCGAAAGAGGGAAUCGCGCGAUAUUCUUUGAUAAAAUCAGCAAGUGCCUCAAGACAAAGACUUUCUUUGAUGAAAUCAGUGAGCAGCUCAAGACCAUUGAUACCCUUCAGCUGCCCAUCCUGCGUUUAAAGGUAGAUAAGGUUUCCAGACGUAUCGACGAUGCCAUUUCUAAUGACGUGGAUAUUAGAGAG
Messenger RNA from Pocillopora meandrina, 2994 nucleotides. Lineage: Eukaryota; Metazoa; Cnidaria; Anthozoa; Scleractinia; Pocilloporidae. The record is from the annotation of a GenBank genome assembly.